AUGGCGGAUCGGCUGCGAGCUUUGUUCAAGGGUGAGGCCCUCACUUACGCCUACCUUCUUCUCUACAUCGCACUCUCCAGCGGCCAGAUCUUCUUCAACAAGUGGGUUUUGUCGUCCAAGGAAAUAAACUUCCCUUAUCCUCUUGGAUUGACUCUGCUUCACAUGGUCUUCUCCUCUGUCUUAUGCUUUUUACUCACGAAAGUUUUUAAGAUUAUGAAGAUCGAGGAAGGAAUGACAGUAGAAAUAUACGUCUCAUCAGUAAUGCCAAUUGGUGCAAUGUUUGCAAUGACUCUUUGGCUGGGAAAUACUGCCUACAUGUAUAUUUCUGUUGCAUUUGCACAAAUGUUGAAAGCAAUCAUGCCAGUAGCUGUUUUCAUUCUUGGGGUAGCAGCAGGACUUGAGGUAAUGAGCUGCAGAAUGCUAUUGAUCAUGUCAGUGAUAAGUUUAGGUGUUCUGGUGGCUUCUUACGGUGAAAUAAAUAUCAGCUGGAUUGGAGUAGUUUAUCAAAUGGGAGGAGUUGUUGGAGAAGCUUUAAGACUUAUUUUUAUGGAGAUUUUUGUUAAAAGGAAGGGUCUCAAAUUAAAUCCAAUAUCUCUCAUGUACUAUGUUAGUCCGUGCAGUGCUCUUUGCCUACUCAUUCCAUGGAUCUUUUUGGAGAAAACAAAGAUGGAAGAAAAUAGCUCAUGGAACUUUCCACUCCUUCUGCUAACACUCAAUUCUCUGUGCACUUUUGCCCUCAACUUAUCAGUUUUCCUUGUGAUCACUCAUACAAGUGCCUUGACCAUUCGUGUUGCUGGAGUUGUCAAGGAUUGGGUGGUUGUCUUAUUGUCUGCCCUUCUCUUUGCUGAUACAAAGCUGACUAUUAUAAAUCUGGCAGGUUAUGGCAUUGCCAUAGCAGGUGUAGCAGCAUACAAUAAUCACAAGUUAAAAAAAGAAGUUUCUAGAGGCAACCCUGAAGAAGCUGAAAGUUCUCAACCUACACUAACGGCGGCAUCAUCAGAUUCCAACAAAACUGAAAUUGAAAGUAUAAAGAUGUCAAGUUCGCAGAAGUGUGUCAUCCUCACAAAGGCGCUAGAGAUUGGAGAGAGAUAUGCUAUUGGGGUGGUGGUGGUGGAGGCGUUGUUCCGGACGGAGCAGCAGCAGCAGAACGGCGUCGUGCGAUGGUCGUCGUCAACGUUGAUGGGCCUGCAAUUUCAAUUGCAGAUGAGUUGGCAGCCGAGUCUACUGAGUCACAAGCGCAAGACGGGCCCACCUCUAGGGUUAAGGAACCUCGGCAACUCUUGCUACCUCAACAGCGUCCUUCAGUGCCUCACCUACACCCCUCCUCUCGCCAAUUUCUGCCUCCGCAACCAACACACCUCUCUCUGUGACUCUUCGGAUGCGGAGCGGAAGCGCGACUGUCCAUUUUGCAUUUUGGAGAAGCGAAUAGUGCGCUCGCUCAGUCUGGAUCUCAGUCUAGAUGCGCCGCAGAAGAUACAGAGCUGUCUCAGGAUUUUCUCCGAACACUUUCGGUGCGGUCGCCAGGAAGACGCCCACGAGUUUCUCCGCUACGUGAUCGAUGCUUGCCACAACACCUGCCUUCGCCUCAAGAAGCUGCGGCGCACUGCCAGCUCUAAUGGCAAUGGCAACGUGGCCAAUGGCAUAGGCAAUGGGACGACGACGUCAACUGUGGUGAAGGAGAUAUUCGGGGGAGCUUUGCAGAGCCAGGUGAAGUGUCUAUCCUGUGGCACAGAAUCCAAUAAGGUUGAUGAGAUAAUGGAUAUUAGUCUUGAUGUUUUUCAUAGUAAUUCGGUUAAAGACGCCCUGCAAAGGUUCUUUCAGCCUGAGCUUUUGGAUGGCCAGAACAAGUACAAAUGCGAAAGUUGUAACAAAUUGGUGGCAGCAAGGAAGCAAAUGUCUAUUCUUCAAGCACCCAAUGUUCUUGUUAUCCAACUUAAGAGAUUUGAGGGUAUAUUUGGCGGGAAGAUUGAUAAAUCUAUUUCAUUUGAGGAUGUUUUGGUGCUCUCAAGCUUCAUGUGCAAAGCAAGCCAGGAUCUGCGGCCUGAGUAUAAGCUUUUUGGCACUAUUGUGCAUUCAGGCUUCUCACCAGAGUCUGGUCACUAUUAUGCAUAUAUUAAGGAUGCCAUGGGUCGGUGGUAUCGCUGCAAUGAUUCAUUUGUCUCGCUUUCCACCUUGCAAGAGGUAUUAUCUGAAAAGGUUUACAUCCUUUUCUUCUCUCGUACAAACCAAAGGCCAGCAGCUAGCACUGCUUCCAAUGGAGUGAGUUCUCGUGACUGUAAUGGCCGUGAAACAUCUCAAAGCCCAAAGCCUGCUCUUCCACCGAAAGGAGCACAAACAAAAACUUAUGAACAGUCUUCUUGGAAGGAUAUCUCAGCCAUAUCUAAGGUUGAUAAAGCACCUUCUAGCCCACGGAUGAAGUUUAAUAUCAGUGGAAAUUCUAGCUCCAAAAGAGCUCCUGCAACUAAUAAUGGAAAAUUUGCUUGCAAGAAUCAAUCCUUAGGAUCAAACGGGGAAAGAGCUCCUGGAACUGAUAAUGGAAAAGUUGCUCACAAAAAUCAAUCCUUAGGAUCAAAUGGGGAAAGACCUCGGACAACUGAUAAUGGAAAAAUUGCUUAUAAGGAUGAAGCAUUUCGAUCAGAUGGGGAAAGAACUCCUGCUACUGAUAAUGGAAAAAUUGCUCACAAGAAUCUAUCUUUAGGAUCAAAUGGGGAAAGAGCACCUGCAACUGAUAAUGGAAAAAUUGCUUACGAGAAUCAGUCCAUAGGAUUGAAUGGAGAUGUGAAGGACCCAGUUAGUUUGGAGAAACGUGAGAAAGCUAAGACAUCUUUGAUAAACAAGGAUGGUUUACACAGAGAUAAAAAGUCUGAUAUUAUUGGUGGUAACAGUAGCAAAGCUUCUUUGUUAUCACGAGAAAAUGGUGGUACUGGUUCAGUAAAAACUGAACUCUGUGAAGGUAUUGGUGCACGAGACAGGUUGACAGCGGGGGAAGUGCCUGAUCACAGUGAAUUGGAUAAUAGUGGUCUCCAUGGCCACUCUGGGGUCUCUGGGCCCAAAAGAAAAUCUCAGGAUUCAUGCAUUUUGUUUGCACGUGAUGAUCAAUCCCGGGCAGAAGUUGAAGGACUGAAGGAAAUUCUCAAGAAAGAAGCUUCUUCAGUUUUGCGAUCAUGUGGCUGGUCGGAUAAAGUGCACAGUUUUAUGCGUUCAAAGAAAAGGUUAUGUGCACAGCAAGUUGGAACCGAUCUGAACAGUGAUGAAGUGAAGUAA
Molecule: messenger RNA, 3264 nt
Organism: Prunus armeniaca (apricot)
Lineage: Eukaryota; Viridiplantae; Streptophyta; Magnoliopsida; Rosales; Rosaceae
Source: the annotation of a GenBank genome assembly